Larimichthys crocea (large yellow croaker) is the source of this 2515-nucleotide messenger RNA. RefSeq names its product decapping mRNA 2 (gene dcp2). The record is from RefSeq and is a predicted model, not a curated record. Lineage: Eukaryota; Metazoa; Chordata; Actinopteri; Sciaenidae. Gene Ontology annotation, cellular component: P-body; cytoplasm. Gene Ontology annotation, biological process: nuclear-transcribed mRNA catabolic process, nonsense-mediated decay; deadenylation-dependent decapping of nuclear-transcribed mRNA. Gene Ontology annotation, molecular function: manganese ion binding; RNA binding; 5'-(N(7)-methylguanosine 5'-triphospho)-[mRNA] hydrolase activity. The transcript is spliced from 11 exons. Bases 797 to 2026 code for a protein of 409 amino acids.
GCGUCUAUGUAUAUGUCUAUGGGACUGACCACGUGGUCUGCAAACAUCUAACAGGAUGUACAUGCUUCUACAACUUCCGGUUUAUAUUUGUAGGCUAACUCUUUGGUCACCUGCUCUCGUGCGCUCUUUGGACGAGCCGAGGAGGCGAUUUUCUUUUCUGUGUUUCGUGUCCCCGGUACCGGGACGGCUCACGCGGAUCAGUUUGAGAAAUGAGAUGCACCCCAUGUUGCACACAUGCCUCAAACAAACAUGCUGAAUGUUUCGCCCUGCGGUCAGUUGACAGACAUAAAGAUGAACCAAUAGUGUUUCGUCUAGUUAAGUCACGCCCUCAUACUAAAUACUUGAAUGGAUUAUUAACUUCCGGUACGCCGCAUUCGGGGUUGUCGUAAUUCUGACUUUCAAACUUUUAAAUAUCGUUCGCGUCAAAACAGCACAUCUGUUCAUCAGCUGUCCUCUGUCCUUCCCACACGGUGAGCUGUCAUCUUGACUCAUGUUGAUGAGUGUACGCUCACAAGUCGAAUCGAACUCCCCGUUUCAGUCAUCCGCUCACGGAACCUGAACGCAACAGAGACGACACAAACAGCGGUUCCCGGUGGAUGAGGAGAAGAGAGGAGGAAGAGAAGAAAAGAAAAGAAAAGAAAAGAAAAGAAAAGAAAAGAAAAGAGGAGAAGAGAGAAGAGGAGUCCUCAGUAUACUGCCUACUUUCCUUCUCUUCUGUCUUCAUGUGAGGCUGGAGUCACUGAGGUGGAGAUGUGGGUGUAGCUCGUCGCUCUUAUGGCUGUAGCAGCUCGUCGGGAUGUUUUCAAUCAACAUGGAAACAAAAAGAGUGGAGAUCCCCUCCGGAGUGUUGGACGACCUGUGCAGCCGGUUCAUUCUACAUAUCCCAAGUGAGGAGAGGGACAACGCUAUCCGGGUGUGCUUCCAGAUCGAACUGGCUCAUUGGUUUUACCUGGACUUCUGCAUGCAGAACACUCCAGGAGCUCCUCACUGUGGGAUAAGAGACUUCGCCAAAGCAGUCUUCCAUCACUGUCCAUUUCUGUUGCCUCAUGGAGAGGAUGUGCAGAAAGUCCUUGAACAGUGGAAGGAGUACAAGAUGGGUGUUCCAACUUAUGGAGCAAUCAUUGUAGAUGAAUCACUAGAAAAUGUACUGCUUGUUCAGGGCUACCUUGCAAAGUCAGGGUGGGGCUUUCCGAAAGGGAAGGUUAAUGAGGAUGAAGCUCCUCAUGACUGUGCGAUUCGUGAAGUGUUAGAGGAGACGGGAUUUGAUAUCAAGAAUCGUAUCUGCAAAGACAUGUACAUAGAACAGAAAAUCACUGAUCAGCUAGUGCGGCUGUACAUCAUCCCAGGAGUGUCAAAAGAUACCAAAUUCAACCCGAAAACAAGAAAAGAGAUCAGGAACAUUGAAUGGUUUCCUAUUGAGAAGCUGCCAUGUCAUAGGAAUGACAUGACCCCAAAGUCUAAACUUGGACUUGCCCCCAACAGGUUUUUCAUGGCUAUUCCAUUCAUAAGACCGCUGCGAGAAUGGAUCGGCAGGCAGAAAGGCGAGUCAACAGACAGCGACGAGGACUUUGCGAGCAACAGCAACACUCCAGGCAAACACACAGACAUUGUUCGGUCAAAAUCCCGUCGCCUCACAGGUACUGAUGCAUUGCCAGGGGAUGGAUGGGCAAAACACAAACAGCAGAAGGCUCUAAGCCAGCUGAGUCAGUCUGAGCUGAAUCAGAACCCAAAUUUGAAAGGCAAUGGGAAGAAAUGUCAGGAUUCACCUUACGUGAAGAAAGGAGCCAAUGACAAUGGAGCCAGCAACCAGCAGGUAAAAACCGUAUUUUCACGUAAUGCACUCUUAUUCUGUUUCUACAGAAAGAAGAUAAAAAAAUUCAGCCCAGAAGACUGCAAGACAGUUUUGACAGAGACAUGGCUGCCUGCAGCUCCAAUGGUCACCACACAGUCCACAGCAGAGUUUGUGAGCAUCUGCUAUCCUCCAAGGCUUUUCUCAAUUUCAAAUUUGACAGAGAUGCCAUCAUGAAAUGUUUCGACUACUGACAUAGCUGAUGAAGUGCUGUGCUUUGCUUCUUGCCUGGCUUGUCAUGAACACACCUUUUACAGUGGGGAGUUUUCCCAUUUAACAUUGAAUACAUCAAGUGAGCUGCACUGGAGUUGUUUGCUUUUGUUGCUGAACUUUUCAUACCUUAUAAAACGGGUGGUAACAUAACAGAGCUGUCUUCAAUUUUGUCCAAGGCAGACUCUUUAAUUUUUAUGUUUCAUUUUUGACUUCAUCUUUAAAUACCUAAAUUCAUGAUUCAACCUGUAGGAGACAACAAACCACAAGGAGAGAAUUAUUCAGGUUUACAAUUAGUCAUUAGCAAAAAUGUGGAGUUUUGAGAACAUAAUGGAUUUUAAAAACAUGUGAAAUGAUAGCAAAUAGUAAUACAUUCAACUGUGAUACCUUGGUGAAUUUGGCCAAUGAAUUAAUGUUAGAUUUGUCACCAUAUACCUAUAUAUUGAUUUUAAGAUG